Pediculus humanus corporis (human body louse) is the source of this 675-nucleotide messenger RNA. RefSeq lists its product as uncharacterized. Gene Ontology annotation, cellular component: microtubule. Gene Ontology annotation, molecular function: tubulin N-acetyltransferase activity. NCBI's taxonomy places the organism in Eukaryota, Metazoa, Arthropoda, Insecta, Psocodea, Pediculidae. The transcript is spliced from 5 exons. Bases 1 to 675 code for a protein of 224 amino acids. The record is from RefSeq and is a predicted model, not a curated record. Gene Ontology annotation, biological process: alpha-tubulin acetylation.
AUGGAAUUCAACUUUAACAUCAACAACUUUUUCAAAGAUGAAAUCACCAAAGUCGGAUCCAGACUCAUACCUGAUAAUUUUACAGGAGAUAGAAGAGAAGUUCAGGAUUGUUUAUCUAAAGUGAGUUAUGUAUUAACUAUCCUUGGUGAAAAAUCAGCAAGAGCUCAAGGUCUUCAAAAAGUUAUUACAAGUGGAGAAAAACUUAGAAAUUCAGAUCAUAUUGUUUAUAUAUUAAUCGAUCCGAAAGGUGGUUCCAAGGGUUAUGGAACAGUUUUGGGAAUGUUAAAAAUGGGUUUAAAACAUUUAUACGUAUUCGAUACUGGAGGAAACAAUCAUGAAAUAACAACAAAAUGCGUUUUGGAUUUUUAUGUUCACGAAUCAAAACAAAGAAUGGGGUUGGGAAAAAAAUUAUUUGAAUAUAUGUUAAAGGAAGAAAAAACCGAACCUGUACAUUUAGCUAUAGAUAAACCAUCUCCAAAGUUUUUAUCAUUUUUAAAUAAACAUUACGGAUUGCAAAAUAUAAUACCGCAAAUGAAUAAUUUUGUCGUUUUCGAAGGAUUUUUCACCGGACGAUCAUUUGGAGAAGAUGCAGAAGAAAAUUCAAAAUUAUAUUCAUCUCGUAUAAGUAAUAUUAAUAGUACGUAUGGAAAUCGAUAUAAAAGGUUUGUUAAAUAA